Haliotis rubra (blacklip abalone) is the source of this 2587-nucleotide messenger RNA. RefSeq lists its product as uncharacterized. The record is from RefSeq and is a predicted model, not a curated record. The transcript has 6 exons. The coding region runs from base 485 to 889 and encodes 134 amino acids. NCBI's taxonomy places the organism in Eukaryota, Metazoa, Mollusca, Gastropoda, Lepetellida, Haliotidae.
AUAUAAACAGACGUUUCUCCUUUCGGGAGCAAGAAGCCGACGACGAUGUUUUGUCUCAACAGUGUCACAGCUCUUGUUUUUCUCGGAGUGUGUUCGGGGCAGGCGCCGUCCACAGGAACAGGCGGCAGUAAUGACCUGCUUGUAUUCACCCAAACUGCUAUGGUGCACAUCGACGUAACGACCGGUCAGUCCACUAGUUUCCCCAAGCCGAGCAUCUUCAGCAUCAGCGCCGUGGACCACGAUCGUGUGGACAACAAACUGAUCGUCGUGGCGGUCUCUAGUGUGAUCUUUUCCUGCAACAUGGACGGCAGUAACAUCACCUACCUGCGUGAUUGGACUUCAAAUCCUUCGCCUUUCACAGACAGUCUGGCAGUUGCUAGUGAUGAGCGACUCGUGUUUUUCGGUGGAAGUGGCCGUCAGGUUGUCCGAAUGAGUGUCACUGGAGAACACGAGACUAGUCAACCGCCAGAACACGGUUCAAAGAAUGGCUGUCGAUCAUACCACAAGGAUGGUCUUCUGGUGUGAGCGAGGGAUGGACAAUAAUUUGUACAAGAUGGGGUUUGAUGGAGGACCUGUAGCGAUACACAAGGACCUCCGGUUCUUUGGGCCAAAACCGCGGGCCAUGGACUUUGUCAAUAACAGGAUGUUCACGGUAGAGUAUGAUGGUAUCUACGCUAUCGACCUGGCGCACUUCGACUACACGGUGAUCAACAGCAGGGGAAACCGUCGUGACCGGGACUAUGACAUCGUGUAUGACCCAAGGAGACAGCGAGUGUUUUACUCCUUUGGCAACAUCCAGAGAGUCAGGAUGAUGACUCCCACCGGCGAGCAGGAUGCCACCGUUGGACCUGACCUUGGAAGCGGCAAGAAGGUGCUUCUCGUGCUGUAGGCGAUGUUCAUCCACACGCUGUUAACUGACACUGUAAUCUCAACAUAUAAUGGGAAAAUAAACUAGAUUACCAUGCAAAGACGUGUAUUUAUAUUUGUUGGGAAGAUUGAGUGAAUGCUAUUAAACAAAAGUAACACUAUAUGAUUCUCUCUGGAACCAGUGUUAAUUAAUCAAGCGGUGUGUGCACUCAAGAUACUAAGCCACCGUACAUUCUGGAUAGAGGACUGACUUCUGGACGAGCAAACGCUUCGACUAUUAGGCUAUCCAAUUGCCCAUGAACCAGUCUUAGACCAUUGUAUUUUGCACAUAUUCUUCACAGUGCAUGGUGGUCCUAAGUGGACCUGGUCAACCUUGCAGCUUCCAUGGACUUCUGCUGGCCAAUAUACUGCUGAAACAUAUCACGUUGAGAUGUUGUUCCAAUUUCACGUAAUUUGCAAGAAGCAUGGCAUAAACUAAUGUCCCAAAAGAAACGAUACCAAACAUUUUUUCAAUAUAUGUUUUAAUUAAGUAUUCUUUUUUGUAUGAAAACUUGAGCGUUUCCCGUGUUCCAAACCAAACGUAUUCGAUCGAAAAAUCCGGGAACAUUUGAUCAGUUGAGAAAAAACCCGCACAUUUUGCAAAAAUGAUGUUACGUCCCGUAGCGAAAUGCAACUCCAGUUCAACUUACAAAACUGCUGACUCGACACGUUGAGAUCACUGCAACGAACAGCACACAAAACAAAUUCCAUGUUUGGCAGCGAUUUAGAGGGAUAGAGUGCCGUUGGAAUGGUCCAUCAGGGAGCAACGCACACCGACGUCGCCAGAAAGUUCGGAUGCGCGCUCAUAACCUUCACCAGGUCAAUGCAGCGGUUUGCUCAAACAAGUUGGACAAGAGACAGGCCGAGAAGCGGGAGACCACGGGUGAAGACCGUCACAUCCGGGUACUUCAACUCCGGAACCGCUUCAUCGCGGCAAGGGCGGCAACUGGACAGUGAUGAGUCGACAAACUGUGUACAGGCCAUUGCAGGCACGUCGCCCCUAAAGCGAAGCGUUCCUGACACCACAACAGCGAGCCAACAGAUUGGUGUGGGCAGGGGACUUCGACGUGCCGAGACUGGGCACGGGUCAUGUUUUCCGACGAGAGCAGAUUGUGCAUCUUCAGGAACGAUGGUCGGCAGCGUGUGUACUGACGAGUUGGUGAACGUUAGGCACAGAACUGCAUUCAUCAAGUCCGGCCAUACAAUGGUUUGGGGUGAAAUACACGGUGACGCCAAAACGAGGAAACCCGAAUGCACAGCGUUAUCCAGAUGAAACUUUACAACCAGUUGUUCAGCCAAUCAUCCAACAACAGCCUCGUGGAAUCAUUUUCCAACACGAUAAUGCAAGGCCACAUACGGCAAGGCUGACUCAGAACUUCCUCGCCAACGCCAACAUUUAAGUUUUACCAUGGCAUAUUCACCGGAUAUGAAACCCGUAGACGUGUACUGGCGUGUAUUGGUGUACAUUGACGCUCACGAUAAACAUACCCUGUAAUAACGUGAAUUGGAGACGUCUGUUGUGACAUAUUCCACACUUGCCUAGUCAUGUGUGUUCGAAUGAAAUUUUCAUUUUGAACCCCUCACGUCUUUACAAGCCUGUCCUAAUGAUUGUAAAGGAUUAAUUGAAAUGAAUUCUUGUACACGUGUUAUUGAAACGAUUCUCAAAUGAAAUAUGCUAAUC